This is a messenger RNA of Oncorhynchus nerka (sockeye salmon), 7245 nucleotides long. Its product is annotated as sorbin and SH3 domain-containing protein 1-like. Lineage: Eukaryota; Metazoa; Chordata; Actinopteri; Salmoniformes; Salmonidae. Gene Ontology annotation, biological process: cell-substrate adhesion. The record is from RefSeq and is a predicted model, not a curated record. Gene Ontology annotation, cellular component: cell-substrate junction; nucleus; cytoplasm. Gene Ontology annotation, molecular function: protein binding.
AACACACUAUUGUCCGCUUACAUUUGAGUGUAUUUUUGGCACUUCCAUAUAGCUUAAUUGACAAGUGAGCCCAAGAUGGAUCCAACAAGCUAAACGUAUGGUGUAUUAAUGUAUCACAUUUGCACCUGUUCCUGAGUCACUAUGCAUAGUGGUCCUUCAACCAGAAAUACACUUUAAAAACACAAACUUCACCAAACUUACGACUUACUACCUCAUAGGCUACAAUUAAUCAAAUGCAUUCGAUUCAUCUCACAUGAAUUUCGCAUUUUACAAGAGUUUACUUCAUCAAAUUAUCCGUCAACAUUCUAAUGAUGAGACACGUGUAAGAAGCCUGUAAUGUAAGAGCGAUGAAGAUAUCCCAUAAUAGGACAUAAUGAGUCCUGACGCCACCUCCAUCAUUUCGCCUGUCCUCAAGGAGGGAAAGACGCAUGUAUUUGAGCAAGGGGUGAGAUGCGAACCGUGUCGAGGAGAUUGGUGGGUGUGGGUGCCUGUGUGAUCGCUGUGGCGACUGUACAUUGUAGCAGAGACCUCACUGCCGCGUGUGGCAGCGAUAGUGAUACGGAACACUGGAUUGCCACUCUACAAAGGGCUGUCCAACAGAGGGCAGUGUGAGAUUUGACCAAUCCCACACUCCUCCGGUCCCCUCAGGUCCUCGCUGUGUGUCUGCAGUCAGAAUCACCCCUCUGACAAGCAUGAAAGGCUCUCCCGAUCUGAUUCCGUCUGCAGAGCUGGACCCUACAAGAGUGUGUAAAGGGAAGGGGGUCGUGACUCUGAGGGCCACUCUGGUCCACAUAGACGACGAGGACUGCGUCAGCGAAGAAUCAAAUGUUGACACAGCGCCAAGUGGUUGGAUCGGCCAGAUCAAUGGAGACAGCGCUCAAACGGGAUUUGCUGAUGGAGGCUUCCACGAUAUCACAGCUGAUUUACCUACAGUCAACAGAACUCAAGCCCAGGGAAGUUCACCUGUGAACACAGAAGAACCCCAGCUUCCUGCCUCUUUUGACAUUCAGAACUAUAUUUCGUCGACAAAGGCCACCUCUGCCUACCCAUCCACCGCUGGCACUGUCAACCCAACCGUAGUUCUGCUACAACACAACAGAGACCCCACCCCAGAGAGGGACAAAUCGCCUGAUCCAGGACCUGUAGUUGGAACAGAGCGAGAACUGAGCCAACACCCAGAUAUGGACGGCAAGAGGAUGAGGUACUCUCAAUCCCAUAUCUUGGGCCCACUGAACCAGCCCAUCGUGCCAGUACGGAACACAGAUAAGUCAAAGGACUGGUACAAGAACAUGUUUAAACAGAUACACAGAAUUCCAGAACCUGUUGAGGAAAACCCAUAUCGCCCCACCUACAUAUUCCCUGAAUCCUAUGAUCCUAGGCAGAUGAAAACAACAGAUGAUGGUCACUCCCCCUAUGGUUAUGUGGAAGAAGUGAAAGCGGUCCCACGAUCAAAAAGUGCCGCUGAAGUUGACCAUAGGUCGUCUAUGCCUGUGCCAACACGGUCCUCUUCCCUCAAACCUGCCAAAAGGAACGACUGGGAGCCCCCUGACAAAAAGGUAGACACCAGGAAGUACCGUGCCGAGCCCAAGAGCAUCUUCGAGUACGAGCCGGGAAAAUCGUCGGUGAUGAAACUGGAGAGAAAGACUCAGCACACUAGUCCAGAAGAUGUAGAUUUAGAGAAUGAGCCUUGGUAUAGAUUCUUUUCAGAGAUGGACUUUGAUAAAGCGAGUGCCCCCUCUUUCAGCCCUCUGGAAACACCCUCCGACCUACAGAAGUACGCCGGGUGUAAGGGCGGACACAGCGAGGUGGAGAAGGAAGAAGGCUCGUCUGGCAGCGAGCCAGCGGCUCCAGAAUGCGACCGCUAUGUUUACAAGAGCAUCCUGGAGGGCGGGGAUAUUCCCCUGCAAGGUCUGCGGGCCCUCAACAAGCGCCAUGCCAGCACCUCCUCUAAAGUGGAUUAUCAAGGUGGGAAUGGCUAUAUCAUUUCCCCCUGCUCUUCUGUAAAUAGUCGAUCAGUUCUUGCCAGUAAUGCCCUAGGUUACCAGUGUAAGAAUAAGAAGCCCUUAUCUGCCGCCAAAGGCUGCAUACCCCAAAUCCUCCCCUCUAAGUUCAAACCUAAGCUGAUGGCCCCUGGUGGUGACAGCCAGGACAGGAGGACUGUGCCUGCCAAGCACCCAAAGGCACACAGCUGUGAGGAUAUAUACACAGGGAACACAGGAGCAGAGGCCCGGGAGAGCGGACUACACUCAAACACAGACUCAGACUCCAAUGAUCUCCCUCUUGACUCUGAGACUGGUUUUCAAAAUGACAACCCUGAGACUAGAAGGAGCACAGCCGAGUUCUCCACCCUAUACCGGAACAUGCACAGCAUCCAGAGGCCUUCCUACUCGGUGGGCUCCAGCCCCCACGGGAGUGUCCGUAGCCUGACCUCCCUGUUUGAAAAGGUGGGGAUCAAUGAAACUGAUGGGGAGGGGGACGAGGCAGGGGGGAACAUUCCCCGGCGGGACGCUGUGUUGUCAAGGGUGUCGGCGUUUGAACUGAUCAUCCAGCGCUCCAGCUCGACUCCCACACGCUCCUCCUCCAUGCCAACGCUACCCACUUGCCCCACCCACAACCACGGCGCCGCCAACCUCUUCAUGGUGUCUGCCGUCUCAGCUGAGUUGCUGCUGGUCACUGACCCUGGGCAGACAAAGGGCUGCCCUCUGGAGGACACGGAGGGCAAGGCAGCCCAAGACGAGGCCUCUCUAUCAGGCAGCAAGAUAGUGGAGGCGGUGGCAUCCUCGGAGUACAGUGACACCCUGCGAGCCGAGUCUCUCUCUGGGACUGAGGUAGAGAUAGAGCAGCACGGCUCCACAGAGAAAGUACCAAAAGAGAAACCCCCAGUGGUCACUUUCUCCAGAACCUCAAACAGUCCCCCAGCACCAGUCACUCCAUAUGCUCCCCCACACAACUACCACCUCCACAACCACCACCACCACCACCUUAAACCCAGCAGCAAGUGCAAAGGCUCCUGCCCAGCCUCUUAUACCCGGUUCACCACCAUCCGGCGGCAUGAGAGGCAGCAGCAGGCCUCAGCCCAGCAGGACAAACUCUCCACUCAGGAGAAAAUAAAGAACUCCUCCUCUCUCCCCGCGAACCUCUUGCUCAUGAGCCCUGCACCAUUCAUGGUGAAGAGGUCUCUCCAGUCUCACCGGGCCAAAAAUUAUGUCUCAGCCACUAAGGUGAUGGCAGGUCAAAGGUCACAGACCCAUUCUAGUGAGCCCAGGCCCCUCAUCCCACAGCGUCUCUCUUCCUUGGAGGUGCUGGAGAGGCUUGGCACUGGGGAGGGUGCGCUGACCGGCAGUGACAACAACCUGACUAAUGGGGGAGGCAUGGACGCCAAUGGGAAUCUUCUGCAGCCGCUGGCAGCUCAUCGCAGAGAUUCAGACUCGUCCCAGGCUUUGACCCAAGGAGACCUUGGUGACGGCCAGGAUGAGGUGGUUAGGAGACGCCAUGGAGACAAAGAGAAAAUCCUGGAAGAGCAGCGGCGGCUGAAGAGGGAGCAGGAGGAGGCUGACACAGCAUCGAGGCGACACACAGGAAUCGUUCCCACCCACCACCAGUUCAUCACUAAUGAACGCUUCGGAGACCUGCUCAACAUCAACAUCAACGACACAGACAAGAGGAAAUCCGGAUCAGAGAGAACUCCAGCCCUGGCUCGGUUUGACUUCAGAGCAGAGACUCUAAAGGAGUUACCAUUUCAAAAGGGAGACAUUGUGUACAUCAUUCGACAGGUGGAUAAUAAUUGGUUCGAAGGGGAGCAUCACGGCAGAGUCGGCAUCUUCCCACGGAGUUAUGUUGAGCUCCUUCCCCCCACGGAGAAGGCCCAGCCAAAGAAGAGUGCCCCAGUGCAGGUGCUGGAGUAUGGAGAGGCCAUAGCCCGUUUCAACUUCACAGGGGACACGGUGGUGGAGAUGUCAUUUAGAAAGGGAGAGAGGAUCAUCCUAAUUCGCAGGGUCGAUGAGAACUGGUACGAGGGCAAGGUCUCCGGUUCCAAUCGCCAGGGUAUCUUCCCCGUCACCUACAUAGAGGUGCACAAACGACCCAGAGUCAGGAAUGGAUUGGAUUAUCCAGACCCGCCCAUUGGCCAAUCACCUCACCGCAGCCUCAAUGCUUCCCCUCAGCUGAACCGUGUCCGUAGCAACCGGCUCAUCUCGUCCCCCCUGUCCCUCCCCCACUCCCCCCGCCGCUCUGUGUCCCCCGAGGUCCACGCCAUCUCCUCUGAGUGGAUCUCCCUGACCAUAGGGGGUGCCGGCCCCCCUGCUGCCCCAACCCCUCCUCUACCCCCACUCCCCUCUGUGUCUUAUCGCUGGGGCGAGUACCUGCCCCCUUCCAUGUCCGCCAGCCCCGUGCCCCCCAUCUGCGGCAGCCCUUACUGCAUCUCCCCAAUGGCCUCCCCUUCCGUCCCCCUGCCCCCACCCUACCCACCCCGCCCUGGCUCAGCCACCCCUUACCUCACCUUCACCCCUCCCCAGGGGGAGGACUUCCUGCUCUCCCCUCCCUCUCCUCGUCUGUCCCGCAGUCUGAGCCCCUGUGGGGGGGUGGGCCUGGAGAGCUGGCUGACAGGGGCCAGUCCCUUGCGCAUCCUGGAGAGGGAUUUGAUGGAGGGGGAGGGGGCAGAGGGAGACAGGGGCACUGGAUGCGAAGCCCUGGGCUGCUGGCGAAAUAGCCCUGCAGAGCUGGUGAUGAAUGAGAGUGACUACCAUGGUAGAACCUCCAGGAGCCCUGUCAUGUUGUUUGACAUCCACGACAACAACAUGAAUGCUAACUCAUUUGCGCAACCCCAGUCCCACAGCCCGGAGCCGAGUCGUCUCAGCUGUGGAAUUUUCCAGGCUUUGUACUGUUACGUGCCACAGAAUGAGGAUGAGCUGGAGCUGCAGGAGGGAGAUCUUGUCAGCGUAAUGGAGAAGUGUGACGAUGGCUGGUUUGUUGGUACCUCAAAGAGGACCAAACAGUUUGGCACGUUUCCAGGAAACUACGUGAAAGAGGUCAACUUGUAACCUGUCAACAGACAUUUAUAGUGUGAGAAGAACCCAGCUCUAACCCGUGGUUACCAUUCAAGUAUUUGGGAAGGCAUUACUAUUGCGCUUGAUUGUUUCAAUUAGGAUAGUCAUUCAGCCAGGUGAAUAUGUUUGUCUGGUGUAAGUGAUCAGUUUGGUGUGAGGUAUGUUGAUGUACAUGAGGCGAAGACAGGAGGAAGCUUUGCUGUUGACUCACUGCCCAAACGUCAGUGUGGUGUAUACGUACUCCAACCAUAUCCCACACAGUACAUGGGCUGAAUUUAUAAUAUCCUAUUCUGACAAUAGAACUUUUAGUUUUAAAAAAUCCUCCCAAAAUGUCAGCACAUACAGACUACGUUAUAAAAUGAGUUUGCAAAACAUUAUGAACACCAGAUUAGACUGACCAGGUGAAUCCAGGUGAAAGCUAUGAUCCCUUAUUGAUGUCACUUGUUAAAUCCACUUCACAUCAGUGUAGAUGAAGGAGAGGAGACAGGUUAAAGAAGCAUUUUUAAUCCUUGAGACAAUUGAGACAUGGAUUGUGUGUAUGUGUGCCAUUCAGAGGGUGAAUGGGCAAGACAAAAGCUUUAAGUGCCUUUGAACAGGGUAUGGUAGUAGGUGCCAGGCGGACCGUUUUGUGUCAAGAACUGCAACGCUGCUGGGAUUCUUAAUGCUCAAUCUGUUUCCCGUGUGUUUCACGAAUGGUCCACCACCCAAAGGACAUCCAGCCAACUUAACACAACUGUGGGAGGCAUUGGAGUCAAUAUGGGCCAGCAUCCCUGUGGAACGCUUUCAACAUGUCCCAACUCAAUAUUAGGAAGGUGUUCUUACUGUUUUGUACACUCAGUCAGUAUUCUUGUACAGUAUAUAUAGUAGCUGCGGUGUGUCAUUGUGAUUGUUAACUACUAUACAAAGUAUUUUUUGAAGCGCAUGAAUGUCUAUCUACAGUAUAUGGGGGGUCAGCAGCAGAGCAGUUCAUGGAUCAAGAGAGUGGAUCUUAUAACUACCAUGAUGGUAUACGAGGGCUCAAAUGUGUUGUUCAUGAGCUAGAGAAAUAGGAGCUGUUAUUCAUCAGCUAUCUUUCAGGACCUUUUUUGGCGAAAGCAUUUUUCAUUGACUCUGAAUGCGGAUACAUACAUCUGAAGGUCGACAUGACAUGCUAAGCCGUCUAGAAGACUCAUGUUUUUCCUAGGAAAACCCAGUAACUAGUAUUGUUAGACAUACCAUGGAGGUAUCAGGCUGUAUGUGAUGGCACAUACUUGGACAGGGUCCAACAAACCAUAUUCCUUGAUUCGAAUUUUGAAAACCCAUUGACCUGACAGUGAACUUCUUUAAAAAAAAAUGUUUUUAAUUAUAGAAUCGUGGAAUGGCUUGGUUUCAUUAGCUCAGAAUGCACUGAAAACUAUAAAGCCAUGUUUGUGACAAUGUAGUCAAUGUAGGCUUGUAGUCUUCAUAAAAUAGCCGGGCGUUCUUACCUCAGUGUAGUCCAAAAGCUUCCAAUGCCGUUUUAGUAUUGCCUUUGUUUUCUAACCAAGGUGUGUCCUAUAAUUCGAGUAUGUUCGUGUGCAUGAUAGAAAUCUGGAAAUGCUCAAACACGUUAGCUAAUAUUAGCUCAGCUUUCUGUCAGCUGAAGUGAUUAACACAAUCAGGAAGACUGGUUGUGGUAUGUACAUGCCUGAUUAAGACAGAUCGUGCAUGUGUAUGAAGGCGUGUAUGUGCAAGCAAGCUUUUAUGCCUAUGUGUCACACAUCUCUUAUCAAAAAUGAUUUUCUGUCAUCUUGUACAGCAUAUCUGUCCCGUAAAAUUAGAAGUAACAUUAGCUGUCUGAUCUUUUGUGAUUCCUGUGAGGUAGCUUGGUGGCAACUAUACUGGCUCCAGUGAAACCACAGGACAGGCGUGGUGUGCCACUCUUUUUAAAGCACUUAACUUCCGCCCCGAGGUCAUUUUUGAGCUUUCUCCUCACACUAAUUGUAUACUAAUUCAUUUGAAGUUUAAAAAGGCCUUGCGUGAACUAACACUCGCACUUUACUUUUUUUCCCCCCCUUACUAGCGCUGACUUUGCUGAUAGCUACUUUAUUGAGGAAAAAUGUACUUACUAUGACUGUGAUGUGUGGUUGACCCACCUAGCUAUCUUAAGAUGAAUGCACUAACUGUAAGUCGCUCUGGAUAAGAGUGUCUGCGAAAUGAUUAAAAUGUAAAUGUAACUCUU